GCGGAGCGGGACGUGACCACGCGCUUCGCCGAGUCGCUCCGGGCUGCUGGCAUCGAGGUGCCCUCCAUCGGGGUCGGCUCGACGCCCACCUGCAGCGUGCCUCCGCCGCACCUCGCUGGCGUGGACGAGUGGCACCCGGGCAACUUCUUUGCGGGUGCCGAAGCGCGUCGUCGGCCAGUUUACUCCGAGAACGAGCCACCACCUUUCCGCUGGUUGCUCAACCAGGUGCUCACGCGCGUCGUCGGCCACUACCCAAAAUCCAACACGCUGCUGAUUGACUGCGGCUGGACCGGCGCGAGCGCGCAGGGCAAGGAGAGCGGCACGGCUGCGUGCCGCGAUCUCGGGCAAUCUCGGGAGAGCGGGUACGGCUGCUUCCCGCUCAACCCGGAGCUGCGCAUCGCCAACCUCAAGCAGGAGUGCGGCGAGGUGACCUCGGUCGACGGCGCGCCGCUCGACUUUCGCCGCUACCCGAUCGGCGCGCUGCUGAGGAUCGCGCCGCACCACUCGUGCGCGAGCACGCACCAGCACCGCAGCGUCAACGUGCUUGGCGCGGAUGGUGACACCGUCGUCGAGGAGUGGAAGAUCUGCAAGGGUUGGUGA
Messenger RNA from Emiliania huxleyi CCMP1516, 600 nucleotides. RefSeq lists its product as hypothetical. Gene Ontology annotation, molecular function: D-serine ammonia-lyase activity. The record is from RefSeq and is a predicted model, not a curated record. NCBI's taxonomy places the organism in Eukaryota, Haptophyta, Isochrysidales, Noelaerhabdaceae. The transcript has 3 exons. The annotation marks the transcript as partial. Gene Ontology annotation, biological process: D-serine catabolic process.